Messenger RNA from Camellia sinensis, 1298 nucleotides. Its product is annotated as putative prolyl 4-hydroxylase 4. Lineage: Eukaryota; Viridiplantae; Streptophyta; Magnoliopsida; Ericales; Theaceae. Gene Ontology annotation, cellular component: endoplasmic reticulum. The record is from RefSeq and is a predicted model, not a curated record. Gene Ontology annotation, molecular function: procollagen-proline 4-dioxygenase activity; L-ascorbic acid binding; iron ion binding. Gene Ontology annotation, biological process: peptidyl-proline hydroxylation to 4-hydroxy-L-proline.
ACUCUUUCAUCCAUCGCAGUGACAGUUUGGAAGACGAGUAUCCGAUUCAACCUCAUUCGCAAAAUUUUCCCGAGAAAAAAAAAAAAAGAGACACAAGAAAACUGUUUUCAUAUUGUCAUAGUAUUUUCUUCUGCUCCAAACGACUCGUCUCUGUACUCAUGAUUCGAUUUUCGCCUCUUUCGGUCAUCCUCUUAGUCUCGAUCUCGUCGAUCAUCUAUGAAUCUUCAAGCUCCUCGAUCAUCAAUCCCUCUAAAGUCAAGCAAGUUUCAUCCAAACCCAGAGCUUUUGUAUACGAGGGUUUUCUCACGGACGAAGAGUGCAAUCAUUUGAUAUCUCUUGCGAAAUCGGAGCUGAAAAGAUCUGCUGUUGCUGAUAAUGAAUCUGGAAAGAGCAAGCUUAGUGAGGUUCGAACUAGCUCCGGAAUGUUCAUCAGUAAGGGAAAGGAUCCUAUUGUUGCUGGUAUAGAGGACAAGAUCGAGAUGUGGACCUUCCUACCGAAAGAAAAUGGUGAAGACAUGCAAGUUUUAAGAUAUGAGCAUGGCCAAAAAUAUGACCCACACUACGAUUAUUUUGCUGACAAGGAUAAUAUUGCCCGGGGUGGACAUCGCAUGGCAACUGUACUGAUGUACCUCAGUGACGUGGCAAAAGGUGGUGAAACAGUAUUCCCAUCAGCGGAGGAAUCUUCUCGUCAAAGAAAAUCAUCUACAUUAGAUGAUGAUUUAUCCGAGUGUGCAAAGAAAGGCAUUGCAGUAAAACCACGAAAAGGGGAUGCUCUUCUUUUCUUCAGUCUCCACCCUGGCGCCAUUCCAGAUCCGAGCAGUCUCCAUGGAGGAUGCCCGGUACUAGAAGGUGAGAAGUGGUCGGCAACAAAGUGGAUCCAUGUAGAUUCUUUUGACAAGAUUGUCGGAGCUGGUGGGAAUUGCACAGACGAUAAUGAGAGUUGUGCGAGAUGGGCUGCCUUGGGGGAAUGCACCAAUAAUCCCGAGUACAUGGUGGGAACUGCAGAACUUCCAGGAUACUGCCGGAGGAGCUGUAAGAUAUGCUGAUGGGUGUUAAUUCAUGCUUUCGAUUUACAGUUUUCUAUUGUCUGUUGUAUCGUUCCACGCUCACUCUCUUUUUCUUUUCUUUUUUUAAAUCUGCGAACUGUCAUUUUUAGUCGUUUUGUAAUGUAACCUAUUCUAAGCCAUUUUUUGUUUUAUAGCAAGCAUGUUUGUUCCUGUUAAUUAUGGUUUUGUGGUUUUGAACUGUUCUACUGUUGUUGAGAUGGUGCAGAGAUUUGUGAAAAUGAAAUUUGGAUA